AUGAACCCAGUAAUAGACAUCGCUCCAGGGCAGAACCACAUAGCACUACGACGUCAUGGAGUCACUUACUAUGUUCCAGAAGUAUUUCACCACGCCCCUACUAUAAACGUAACAGUGCCUAUUCUCACUAAAGAUAUCGAGAACAGUGUCAAACUAAGCUCGAUUUAUGGUGGAGGUGCGCGUAAUAUCCAUCUGACGAUGAUGAUCCAUAACUAUCCCAUUAAUAGAGUAAAAAUUGUAGGAAGGAUUACUGGCAGCAGAUACAUUGAAAAGUCUGAUGGUACUGACGAUCUGCGUAACUUCACCUUGUUCACUAUAGACGACUCGUCGCUGGCCAAACAACUGUCGAUAAACGUCAAAGUCUUCCAGAAAAAAUGUGUAGAAUUGUCGUUAACUUACGACAGCAAUUGGUAUGCUAAAAUUGUUGAAGUGGAGGGGCCCAUUCUGUACUGGAAAAGAUACGGAUAUCAAAUAGAUGCCGAUGUUGUCAAAGUGGUAGGACAACCGUCAGAUAUCCAUUUAGAACUAGCCUUUUGGUCUGAAGCGCUCGCAUACAGAAACAAUAUGUUUCAAUAUCCCUGGGUAUAUAUGCCACCAAAUCACCAAGAAGCCACUUUUGCUCUUCCUCAAAGGUUUGAAUAUUGCGAGUUGGAACGUCGAAACGCACGGAAAGAAUUGUGUGUAACAGAGAGUUUGGAUUUGCCAACGUUUAAUGGCGAAGACAGCAUGUUGAUCCACAAAAAGAUGACCCACUCCUCUGACCGCAAGGAAUUCAUUGAAAUAGAUGGAGUAGUAAUAAUUGAUGACGAUCAACUGAUAUCUCCACGAGAGGUAAUGGAUAUCGAUAGCGACGAGAUAGAAAUAGUCAAGGUUCACGAGAACCCAAUGCCAAUUGUAUCACAGUUUCAACUAAUGAUGGAGAUGGUAAAGUACAUAAUUGGACGACUGUUCCAGACUUUCAAGCUCUAUAAGUUAUUCAAAGACAACAACAUAAGCAGUUUGUUGGAUCAGCUAACUGAACUUGAGUUAGCGUCUUCGCCCUUGGCAACCUUAGAAAGUGUGAACGAUGUCAAAUCAAGGAGGAGAAUAAUAUUUCAUAAAGUGCGACACAAGCUUCAAGUGGACUUCCUUUUGAUCAAAGUCUCCAGAUCUCAAAAUGUGCAUCUGAAAAAUCUCAAGCUUCUUUUUUAUGAUAUAGAUGAUACUCUAAGAGCCAUAAAAGAAGAAUCAAUUCAUAACUACCGCUCUCAGCCACUAGACGUGGCACAAUAUACUCACAACUUCGCAACCAGCAAAAAUCUUGGAGACAUCAGCCAGGAGUUGGUUAACGGAAUAAUCUCGAUUAUACUUUCCAACUAUCUCCAUGAAGAUAAUAAUUGGAAAUAUAAUCGUCGACUUGCUCAGUGGACGUAUAUAAAUUUGCAUCGAGAAUUGUAA
Messenger RNA from Scheffersomyces stipitis CBS 6054, 1437 nucleotides. RefSeq names its product Stn1p (gene STN1). The transcript has a single exon. The coding region runs from base 1 to 1437 and encodes 478 amino acids. The record is from RefSeq and is a predicted model, not a curated record. NCBI's taxonomy places the organism in Eukaryota, Fungi, Ascomycota, Pichiomycetes, Serinales, Debaryomycetaceae.